AUGGCCUCCACCGGUGGCGGCUGGGCCCAGCUGCGCCAGCAAGCCCGCUCCCUAGAAACGCAGACAGAAUCGUUGUUCCACACGUACUCGCAGUAUGCCUCGAUGACGAACAUUCCCCCGAAACCCACCGAUGAGGAACAACGCACCGAAUCCCAGAUCCGCGAGCUUCUCGAUAAGCGCGAUGCCCUCAUCGGCCAGCUCACCCGCCUCCUCGACUCUUCUGCCGACCUAACGUCCUCCGCGCUGAAACAAAACAACCUAGCCCGGCACCGUGAAGUGCUCGCCGACCAUCGGCGCGAGCUGUCGCGGCUGAAGAACACCAUCUCGACGGCGCGCGACCGGGCGAAUCUCCUCUCCGACGUGCGCAGCGACAUCGACGCGUACCGCUCCGCCAACCCAGCCCAGGCCGAGGCCGAUUACAUGCUCGACGAGCGCCGCCGUAUCGACAACUCACACAACAUGGCCGACAGCGUGCUGAGCCAGGCCUACGCCGUCAAUGAGAACUUCGGCUUCCAGCGCGAGACGCUCGCCAGCAUCAACCGCCGCAUCACCGGCGCCGCCAGCCAGGUCCCCGGCCUCAACUCGCUGAUGUCGCGCAUCAGCGCCAAGAAGAGGCGGGACGGCGUCAUCCUCGGAAGCUUCAUCGCCUUUUGCUUCCUCAUGUUGUUCUUCUUUUCAUGA
Messenger RNA from Lasiodiplodia theobromae, 681 nucleotides. Its product is annotated as Vesicle transport v-snare protein. Gene Ontology annotation, cellular component: Golgi membrane; SNARE complex; cis-Golgi network. NCBI's taxonomy places the organism in Eukaryota, Fungi, Ascomycota, Dothideomycetes, Botryosphaeriales, Botryosphaeriaceae. Gene Ontology annotation, molecular function: SNAP receptor activity. Gene Ontology annotation, biological process: endoplasmic reticulum to Golgi vesicle-mediated transport; vesicle fusion. The transcript has 3 exons. The coding region runs from base 1 to 681 and encodes 226 amino acids. The record is from RefSeq and is a predicted model, not a curated record.